AUGGCGGACACUGCCACAGAGCCGCUGCCGAACGGUAACGCGGUGGCCGAGGAGGAGGAGAGACUGAAGCAGCGUCCAGCGGACAUUGACGCUCGUAUUUUAGCGAUGGCGGACACUGGCACAGAGCCGCUGCCGAACGGCAACGCGGCGGCCGAGGAGGAGGAGAGACUGAAGCAGCGUCCAGCGGACAUUGACGCUCGUCUUUUAGCGAUGGCGGACACUGGCACAGAGCCGCUGCCGAACGGCAAGGCGGCGGCCGAGGAGGAGGAGAGACUGAAGCAGCGUCCAGCGGACAUUGACGCUCGUAUUUUAGCGAUGGCGGACACUGGCACAGAGCCGCUGCCGAACGGCAACGCGGCGGCCGAGGAGGAGGAGAGACUGAAGCAGCGUCCAGCGGACAUUGACGCUCGUCUUUUAGCGAUGGCGGACACUGCCACAGAGCCGCUGCCGAACGGUAACGCGGUGGCCGAGGAGGAGGAGAGACUGAAGCAGCGUCCAGCGGACAUUGACGCUCGUAUUUUAGCGAUGGCGGACACUGGCACAGAGCCGCUGCCGAACGGCAACGCGGCGGCCGAGGAGGAGGAGAGACUGAAGCAGCGUCCAGCGGACAUUGACGCUCGUCUUUUAGCGAUGGCGGACACUGGCACAGAGCCGCUGCCGAACGGCAAGGCGGCGGCCGAGGAGGAGGAGAGACUGAAGCAGCGUCCAGCGGACAUUGACGCUCGUAUUUUAGCGAUGGCGGACACUGGCACAGAGCCGCUGCCGAACGGCAACGCGGCGGCCGAGGAGGAGGAGAGACUGAAGCAGCGUCCAGCGGACAUUGACGCUCGUCUUUUAGCGAUGGCGGACACUGCCACAGAGCCGCUGCCGAACGGUAACGCGGUGGCCGAGGAGGAGGAGAGACUGAAGCAGCGUCCAGCGGACAUUGACGCUCGUAUUUUAGCGAUGGCGGACACUGGCACAGAGCCGCUGCCGAACGGCAACGCGGCGGCCGAGGAGGAGGAGAGACUGAAGCAGCGUCCAGCGGACAUUGACGCUCGUCUUUUAGCGAUGGCGGACACUGGCACAGAGCCGCUGCCGAACGGCAAGGCGGCGGCCGAGGAGGAGGAGAGACUGAAGCAGCGUCCAGCGGACAUUGACGCUCGUAUUUUAGCGAUGGCGGACACUGGCACAGAGCCGCUGCCGAACGGCAAGGCGGCGGCCGAGGAGGAGGAGAGACUGAAGCAGCGUCCAGCGGACAUUGACGCUCGUCUUUUAGCGAUGGCGGACACUGCCACAGAGCCGCUGCCGAACGGUAACGCGGUGGCCGAGGAGGAGGAGAGACUGAAGCAGCGUCCAGCGGACAUUGACGCUCGUAUUUUAGCGAUGGCGGACACUGGCACAGAGCCGCUGCCGAACGGCAACGCGGCGGCCGAGGAGGAGGAGAGACUGAAGCAGCGUCCAGCGGACAUUGACGCUCGUCUUUUAGCGAUGGCGGACACUGGCACAGAGCCGCUGCCGAACGGCAAGGCGGCGGCCGAGGAGGAGGAGAGACUGAAGCAGCGUCCAGCGGACAUUGACGCUCGUAUUUUAGCGAUGGCGGACACUGGCACAGAGCCGCUGCCGAACGGCAACGCGGCGGCCGAGGAGGAGGAGAGACUGAAGCAGCGUCCAGCGGACAUUGACGCUCGUAUUUUAGCGAUGGCGGACACUGGCACAGAGCCGCUGCCGAACGGCAAGGCGGCGGCCGAGGAGGAGGAGAGACUGAAGCAGCGUCCAGCGGACAUUGACGCUCGUCUUUUAGCGAUGGCGGACACUGGCACAGAGCCGCUGCCGAACGGCAACGCGGCGGCCGAAGAGGAGGAGAGACCAGCGUCCAGCGGACAUUGA
Cydia splendana is the source of this 1869-nucleotide messenger RNA. RefSeq lists its product as uncharacterized. The transcript is spliced from 18 exons. NCBI's taxonomy places the organism in Eukaryota, Metazoa, Arthropoda, Insecta, Lepidoptera, Tortricidae. The record is from RefSeq and is a predicted model, not a curated record. The coding region runs from base 1 to 1869 and encodes 622 amino acids.